GAAAAGUUGAAGAGCUGAAGCUGUACAGGGACUGAGUCCUGGGGAGGAGUACCCAGCAACUGGAAUUGGCUGGGUCAUGGGGAGGAGAGUUAGCAAGGUACUAACACUCCAAUUGGCUAACACAUAAUUUCUCUAUGCAGCUUAAGACUUUGGGCACACAGAAUAUGAACACAUGAAGGGAGUAAAAACUCCAACCUCUGGACCACUUCCUGGAAUGCUCCUAACCCAGACUCCCACAAGGCUUCAUCCCAUACCUCAUUUAGGUCUUUGGCUCAAAUGUUACCUCUUUAGAACUGCCUCAAGACUGGGGCAACAGGAGUCCCAAUCUAGGGCUCUGAGCACCUGAUUCUCUUCCGUCCAUGUUCCUUUCCAUAGGGCAAGAAGCCCACGGGCCAACGGGAUGUACUCACUCAGAGCUCUUGCCCCUCUCGUUUUUAGAGCAUACUGUGAGUUCCUGGGACCCUAGAAAAUAGUGCCCCAAUAGCAACAGGUCACCAGCUACAGGCUGCCUCAGCCUUUUCCCAAGGUCUAUCCUCCUGAGGAGCAAGGGGUGGUCAAGGGGAGGCUAUGUGCAGGAGGUGUGGACAAAACUCUGAUGUGCAGAUGUCGUUGUUAUAGGUGUGGGCACAAGGCCAUUUGAAGUAUGGGACAGAGCUGGGGUGCCAAGAGAAGAAGGAAGGCUGAGGGCCAAGGACAUGUUUCCCCUCCAAAGCACUACAUUCGAGGGCGUUAUCUCAGAAGGGUCCAAGAAUCCUAAACUUAAAUGUGGCCUUCCAGAUUAUGAUGAAGGUAUACAUGUCAAGAUAAAAGGAUAGGAAUUUUACAUCACCGUUUAAUUUGUAGUUUUAAAAUAUGUAGACAUGAUAUGUGGGCCUCCAUUUGUACUACUGACUCAGUUCUUGCAAAUAUUAAGGGUAGACCUGUCCCUGAUCUUCGUGUGUAAAAUAGCACCUCCUCUGCCACUCUAUUCUUACCCCAGUCUACAUUUCUUCAUAACAUCGGUCACCAUCUGAUCUACAUUUACUUAUGUAUCAUCUCUUUACCCCCACUGGAAUGUAAGUUCCACGUCCCUAGAGUCUAUAUUUUGUUUACCGCCUUAUCCUUAUACCUAAACAAGUGCCUGGCAUGACACCACUCAGUAAAACUUGAAUAAAUGAAUAACAAAUCUAGACUCAAAGCUCUCAUAGGUGAAAGGGGCUACCUGGCAGACACAAAGGAAAAAUAUCACUGUGACAACCCUCUGAGGAGCACCUUCUCCCCUUAAAAUAACUCACUCAAAACAGUGGAGCUGCAAAGGUGACCAGAGAAAAUCCAUUAACACCUUAGUGCCCAUGACACCAGGUGAGUUGAUCGGGCUACUUGCGAGAGGGACAUGUGAGUGAGCGCGGAGAGCUCUGAGUGGGCUGAAGAGCUGGAUGUGGGGGAUCUGGGCUGCUGGGAACCCCGAAUGUUGCAAUCGCCCUAACAACCUUAUGAGGGUGGCCAGAUAUGGGUCCUGAGGAAACUGAUUCCACGGCAACGGCCCGCCAACCCAGCACACCCCACAGUGAAGAGGGGGCUUCUGAUCCAUGAGUAGGGCCCCUCAAAUGAUGUUCCCCUUUAGAUGGUCACGGUCAUCAGCAGGGGUGGAUGCAUUGAUCCUGUGAGGUCUUGGUGGUCGCAGACCACGCGUCCCUCUUCUCACAUCUAAUUCACAACGUCUCAUCGCUCUGCGGGAGCCCAGGAACUGCCCUAAAACAGCCGAAAUCCGGGUCGUCUAUUCCAAAGGAUUCUUCUUCCGUUGGAUACGGGGGCCGUGAGAGGCCAAACAACUUCCGCGAGGCCCCCCCACCCCCCCCGCAGCAACCGCUCGGCGGGCGCUCCAUUCCUUUACCGGACUGUACACCUCGCCUCCUGGGGCCUGAGGCGGGAACCCGGGUCGCGCAGCUCUGCGGCCUCGACGGACCGCGAAAGGAUGGCUCACCGCCCGGCCAGGGCCAGCCCCGGCAACAAGCUCAGCCCCGCCGACAAGCUCAGCCCCACCCGCUCCAGCGCCCAGGCGCGGCCGGCGGGGCGGGGUGGCGGGGCAGGCCUCGGGGGCGGGGGCUCAGGGGCGGGGCCACGUGGCUCCUCCUUGCGGGCGGAGGCAGGCGGUGCCGCGGCGCCGGGAGCCGACUCAUCCGGUACUUGCGUGUGGUGGUGAGCGCAGCGCCGAGGAUGGGGAGGUGCAACCGCGGCUCCGGGCCGCCGUCGUCGCUGCUGCUGCUGCUGCUGCUGUGGCUGCUCGCGGUUCCCGGCGCUAGCGCGGCCCCGCGCUCGGCGCUCUAUUCGCCUUCCGACCCGCUGACGCUGCUGCAGGCAGACACGGUGCGGGGCGCGGUGCUGGGCUCCCGCAGCGCCUGGGCCGUGGAGUUCUUCGCCUCCUGGUGCGGCCACUGCAUCGCCUUCGCCCCGACGUGGAAGGCGCUGGCCGAAGACGUCAAAGCCUGGAGGCCAGCCCUGAAUCUCGCCGCCCUGGACUGUGCUGAGGAGACCAACAGCGCAGUCUGCAGAGACUUCAACAUCCCUGGCUUCCCGACUGUGAGGUUCUUCAAGGCCUUUACCAAGAAUGGCUCGGGAGCAGUAUUUCCAGUGGCUGGUGCUGAUGUGCAGACGCUGCGGGAGAGGCUCAUUGACGCCUUGGAGUCCCAUCAUGACACGUGGCCCCCAGCCUGUCCCCCACUGGAGCCUGCCAGGCUGGAGGAGAUUGAUGGAUUCUUUGCGAGAAAUAAUGAAGAGUACCUGGCCCUGAUCUUUGAAAAGGGAGGCUCCUACCUGGGUAGAGAGGUGGCUCUGGACCUGUCCCAGCACAAAGGCGUGGCAGUGCGCAGGGUGCUGAACACAGAGGCCAAUGUGGUGAGAAAGUUUGGUGUCACCGACUUCCCCUCUUGCUACCUGCUGUUCCGGAAUGGCUCUGUCUCUCGAGUCCCCGUGCUCAUGGAAUCCAGGUCCUUCUAUACCGCUUACCUGCAGAGACUCUCUGGGCUCACCAGGGAGGCUGCCCAGACCACAGUUGCACCAACCACUGCUAACAAGAUAGCUCCCACUGUUUGGAAAUUUGCAGAUCGCUCCAAGAUCUACAUGGCUGACCUGGAAUCUGCACUGCACUACAUCCUGCGGAUAGAAGUGGGCAGAUUCCCGGUCCUGGAAGGGCAGUGCCUGGUGGCCCUGAAAAAGUUUGUGGCAGUGCUGGCCAAGUAUUUCCCUGGCCGGCCCUUAGUCCAGAACUUCCUGCACUCCGUGAAUGAAUGGCUCAAGAGACAGAAGAGAAAUAAAAUUCCCUACAGUUUCUUUAAAACUGCCCUGGAUGACAGGAAAGAGGGUGCCGUUCUUGCCAAGAAGGUGAACUGGAUUGGCUGCCAGGGGAGUGAGCCGCAUUUCCGGGGCUUUCCCUGCUCCCUGUGGGUCCUCUUCCACUUCUUGACUGUGCAGGCAGCUCGGCAAAAUAUAGACCACUCACAGGAAGCAGCCAAGGCCAAGGAGGUCCUCCCAGCCAUCCGAGGCUACGUGCACUACUUCUUCGGCUGCCGAGACUGCGCUAGCCACUUCGAGCAGAUGGCUGCUGCCUCCAUGCACCGGGUGAGGAGUCCCAACGCUGCUGUCCUCUGGCUCUGGUCUAGCCACAACAGAGUCAAUGCUCGCCUUGCAGGUGCCCCCAGCGAGGACCCCCAGUUCCCCAAGGUGCAGUGGCCACCCCGUGAACUUUGUUCUGCCUGCCACAAUGAACGCCUGGAUGUGCCCGUGUGGGACGUGGAAGCCACCCUCAACUUCCUCAAGGCCCACUUCUCCCCAAGCAACAUUAUCCUGGACUUCGCUGCAGCUGGGUCAGCUGCCCAGAGGGAAGCACAGAAUGUGGCAGCCGCCCCAGAGCUGGCGAUGGGAGCCCUGGAGCUGGAAAGCCGGAAUUCAACUGUGGACCCUGGGAAGCCUGAGAUGAUGAAGUCCUCCACAAACACCACCCCAGAUGUGCCAGCUGAGAGACCUGAGGCAAGUCGCCCCCCGAAGCUGCGCCCUGGCCUCGGAGCUGCACCAGGCCAGGAGCCUCCUGAGCACAUGGCAGAGCUUCAGACGAAUGAGCGGGAGCAGCCGCGUGGGCAGUGGCACUUGAGCAAGCGAGACACAGGGGCUGCAUUGCUGGCCGAGUCCAGGGCUGAGAAGAACCACCUCUGGGGUCCCUCGGAGGUCAGGCGCGUGGGCCGCAGCUCCAAGCAGCUGGUUGACAUCCCUGAGGGCCAGCUGGAGGCCCAAGCUGGGCGGGGCCGAGGCCAGUGGCUGCAGGUGCUGGGAGGGGGCUUCUCUUACCUGGACAUCAGCCUCUGUGUGGGGCUCUAUUCCCUGUCCUUCAUGGGCCUGCUGGCCAUGUACGCCUACUUCCGGGCCAAGAUAAGGGCCCUGAAGGGCCAUGCUGGCCACCCUGCAGCCUGAACCACCUAGGGAGAAGGCGGGAGAGGGAGCUGCCAUCUCUAGGCUCCUCGAGCCCCCUGACCCCAUUCCCUCCCCUCCCACCCCUUGCUCCUUGUCUGGCCUAGAAGUGUGUGAAAUUCAGGAAAACCAGUCGCUCCAGUGAAGCUUCUUGGGGCUGCUAGGACAGAGAGCUCCUUUGACACAAAAGACAGGAGCAGGGUCCAGGUUCCCCUGCUGCGCAGGGAGGGCAGCCUUGGGCAGCAGGCAUAGGGCAGCUCAGUCCCUGGCCUCUUAGCACCACAUUCCUGUUUUUCAGCUUAUUUGAAGUCCUGCCUCAUUCUCACUGGAGCCUCAGUCUCUCCUGCUUGGUCUUGGCCCUAAAUUGGGGCAAGUGAAGCCAGAGGAGGGUCCUCCGAGCUGGGUGGGCUGGAAUGGAACUCCUCACUAGCUGCUGGGGCUCCGCCCACCCUGCUCCCUUCCGGACAAUGAAGAAGCCUUUGCACCUUGGGAGGAAGGACCACCCAGGGCCUUCUAUGCCUGGCCAGCCUCCAGCUCCUCAGACCUCCUGGGUGGGGUUUGGCUUCAGGGUGGGGUUUGGAAGCUUCUGGAAGUCGUGCUGGUCUCCCAGGUGAGGCAAGCCAUGGUUGCUGGGCUGUAGGGUGAGUGGCUUGCUUGGUGGGACCUGAUGAGUUGGUGGCAUGGGAAGGAUGUGGGUCUCUAGUGCCUUGGCCCUGGCUUAGCUGCAGGAGAAGAUGGCUGCUUUCACUUCCCCCCAUUGAGCUCUGCUCCCUCUGAGCCUGGUCUUUCGUCCUUUUUUAUUUUGGUCUCCAAGAUGAACGCUCAUCUUUGGAGGGUGCCGGGUAGAAGCUAGGGAGGGGAGUGUCUUCUCUCUCCAUGUUUCACCUUCCAGUGUGCAGAAGUUAGAAGGGUCUGAGGGGGGGGCAGUGCCUUACACAUGCUUGAUUCCCACGCUACCCCCUGCUUGGGAGGUGUGUGGAAUAAAUUAUUUUUGUUAAGGCAA
Molecule: messenger RNA, 5443 nt
Organism: Pongo pygmaeus (Bornean orangutan)
Lineage: Eukaryota; Metazoa; Chordata; Mammalia; Primates; Hominidae
Gene: QSOX1
Product: quiescin sulfhydryl oxidase 1
Exons: 12
Coding region: 2197-4443 (748 amino acids)
Biological process (GO): protein folding
Cellular component (GO): Golgi membrane
Molecular function (GO): protein disulfide isomerase activity; flavin-dependent sulfhydryl oxidase activity
Source: RefSeq, a predicted model, not a curated record